AUGGGAUUGCACAUCCAAGAGCUAGUAACCACCUUCACCGAAUGGGAGAAAGAUUCUACGGGGACCGGGAAUAGAGCCGUAACCGCUGUUACCACGGCGAUACAAUACGCUGGUAUUGUACUAAGCCUGCCGCAUGCGACGGCAAGAAGGGCUGGGCAAUUUGAUAGACGCUGCUUAUGGCCGAGAAUUCUUAGGAUUUCCUCAAGAUUUACUAUGAUCGGUGAUGAG
Molecule: messenger RNA, 228 nt
Organism: Penicillium hordei
Lineage: Eukaryota; Fungi; Ascomycota; Eurotiomycetes; Eurotiales; Aspergillaceae
Exons: 2
Source: RefSeq, a predicted model, not a curated record